CUGAAAGACGAUGCGAUGCUUCUCCCUGCCUUCCAGAUCUGUGACAAGGAGUGGCACUACUACGUGAUCAACGUGGAGUUUCCUGCAGUGACGCUCUUCGUCGACGGCGUGACCUACGAGCCAUACCUGGUGACGGACGAUUGGCCGAUUCAUUCCUCAAAGAUUUAUACCCAGCUGACUGUGGGUGCCUGCUGGCAAGGUGGCGAGGUGGCAACGCCGAGGUUCACUCAGUAUUUCCACGGCAGCCUCUCCGGUCUGACGAUCCGACCGGGCCGCAUUGAAACCCAGAAGGUUAUCUCCUGCUUGCAGGCCUGCAAAGAAGGGCUUGACAUUAACUCCCUCGAAAGCCUUGCUAAGGACAUAAAGUUUCACUUCAACCCGGCCCAGUCGGUGCUGGUGGUGGAAGGAGAGGAUGUGGACAGCAUCAACACAGCCAUGACCAAAGUCUCUUACAUCAACUCUCGGCAGUUCCCCACACCCGGCCUCAGGCGGCUGCACAUCUCCACAUCUGUACAGUGUUUUGGAGAGGACACGUGCGUCUCCAUCCCGGACAUCAAGGCGGUGGUCAUGGUGCUGCCGCCCAGUGAACCCAGAAUCACCAUUUCAGGAUCCAAGCAGCUCGUCAGACCCGCCAGCGUCCUCCGCAGCCCGCUGGGCGUGGCGCCCUUCAAAGAGCUGCGGAUCACCAGCACGGUGAUGAAGAGCGACAGCUUUGGGGGAUUCCGCCGGCCAGGGGUGAUGGAGGUGAUGCACAACCUGGACUACUGUGAUGUGCUUGUAAUCGGAGACGAACUGGAACCAGAGAGAGAGAGCCUGGAGAUUCAGCACAGCGCUUUACUGGGAAAGCACCUCGAUGCCACCAACUCCACCUCUGGAAUAUCAAUAUAUGGUGUGGACUCCAUGGCCCACUAUGAGCAGGUCCUGAGGCAGCUGCGCUACAGGAACUGGAGACCCGCCUCUCUGACGGAGAGAAGGUUCAGACUUACCUGCUCCGAACUCAACGGACGCUACACCAGCAACGAGUUCAACCUGGAGAUCAGCGUCCUUCACCACACUGCGCCCAUGGAGCACGUCAAUCACAUGGCCGCCCAGUCCCAGUACAUGAGACCGGUCCAUCACCCGCUGAUGAUCCACACCCCGAACUCACACAUGUCAGGUCCAGCGCCCCCUGCAGCCACAGUUGUCAUUGUGGUGUGCAUCGCCGCCCUGGUGAUCAUCGUGGUGAUCGGGAUCUACAGGAUCCACGCCACGCACCAGGAGGGCUCCAGAGACGAGGAGGAUGAAAUCAAGGAUCCAGAGUCGGACUGGGAAGGCUCUGGGCUCAACAUCACCGUCAACCCCAUGGAGGACAUGAAAGGACCCCAGGCGCCGGGAGAAGCUGCGAGAGGAGAAGAAUGUGAGGAGGAGGAUGAAGAAGACGACGUUGAGCUGGUGGGAGGCAUGACGAUCGUUGAAUCAGACAGCAGCGAUGAAGACGAAGAGGAGGGGAACAAAGGAAGAGAAGAGGUUAACGGGAAGAAGCAGAAGGGGAAACCUGAGUGGGACAGUUCAUGUGGAACAUACUGAGCACACACACAGGAAUCCGUCUACACAAACACAGUGGCUUUAUCUUUCUCAACUGCAGACACACACACACGCAUACACUAUGCAGGCAUUAACACAUGCUUGUCACAUCUACACACACACACAUAAAUUGUCUGAUGAAAUAAAUUACAAUCUUUUGCUGGAAAAAUACAUAAAUUCUCCCAUAUUGUCGUUUUUGAAGUAAUAUCGCCCUCUUCUGGACAAAGUCAAACAUUAUACAGUUAGCUGCAGUGCCACAGUGCUGGAAGUCAUUAUCCGAGUGUUUGCCAUUAUUCCCGCCUCCGACAGUGAGGCAGAGCAUCCAUAAACACACAAAG
Messenger RNA from Poecilia latipinna (sailfin molly), 1901 nucleotides. Its product is annotated as calsyntenin-2-like. Gene Ontology annotation, biological process: positive regulation of synapse assembly; positive regulation of synaptic transmission. The transcript has 9 exons. Lineage: Eukaryota; Metazoa; Chordata; Actinopteri; Cyprinodontiformes; Poeciliidae. Gene Ontology annotation, cellular component: cell surface; postsynaptic membrane. The record is from RefSeq and is a predicted model, not a curated record. The coding region runs from base 16 to 1566 and encodes 516 amino acids.